CGGAUGCCUCAUCAAGAGGGGAGAGGCCAUGACGACAGCUGCUUGCGAAUCACGCAAUGAGCGAUGGUAGUGUUCUUGAUAUGUAAGCAAAGCCAUGGACCGUCACACUCCGACUCUCAAAUCGAAGGUAUGGGCACGGUGAGGUGAGUGACCCCCAUUUUACACCAAACCCCGGGGCAUCUCAGAUGAGAGGAUGGCGAUGGCAUCAUUUCAAAGGAUGAUGGCCAAUCUUGGAAAGGGAUAUGAACAGCGAGAUGAGUGCGACAUCUGUGAUACGGCCGAUAGUCACGGGUCCGAAGCAGACCCACAUGAUAAUGAGAUCAAACACGCUAGGGAAAGUACAGUGGCUGAAUUUGAUGCCAGGUUGAAGCCAUCGCCAGACGCAGAUUUGGUGAGCAAAUCGCAGAUACACGGCGUUGAGGUGGUAAAAACGGACGAGAACCGAAGUACCAUGUCGAUGGUCGCCUAGUAUUUCACGAGUUAGCCAUGGGUACAAGAGGCAGGGGCAACAUCCAGCAACAACGCAACGUGCAAA
Neurospora hispaniola is the source of this 535-nucleotide messenger RNA. RefSeq lists its product as uncharacterized. The transcript has a single exon. The coding region runs from base 194 to 469 and encodes 91 amino acids. NCBI's taxonomy places the organism in Eukaryota, Fungi, Ascomycota, Sordariomycetes, Sordariales, Sordariaceae. The record is from RefSeq and is a predicted model, not a curated record.